AUGCCACCAAAGAAGAGCCUGCCAGCACGCAGCUCAACGCGAAAGACGCGUCAGUCGGCGCGUCGCAGAGAAGCGGUCGACAAUGACGUCCCCAGUGUCUAUGGCGAGAUGCUGGCAGAAGCGCUGGCCGAGGAACGAGACUCGUCUUCGAGCUUGAGAUCCCCCAAAAGACGCAAGCUCAGUGAGGAGCCAUCCUCCAAGAUCGAACUUGACUCUGAUCUGUUCGGCGCCUCCGAGACGGUCCCGGACGCGGAUACAAACCAGGGUCCUGCCAACGACCAUCCAGAAAAGCUGCAGCAGGUGGUCUACGAUGAUUUCGAAGGCUCAGACGAGUCCGACGUGGAGUUUGAAGAUGUAGAACUGGAGCCGGAGCCGGAGCCGGCCGGAGAGGACGGUGGCGUAAGUGCGGAACCGGAGCAAAAGUCCCUCGAGCUCGAUCUGUCCAAAUCGAGCCUCGAACCGUCAAGACGAGGAAUCCAGCGGCGCAGACCGGUCGGGCCGGCCGAAAGGAAAAUCCGGCUGGAAGUGCACAAAGCGCAUCUGGUUUGUCUUUUGGCCCAUCUAAGCAGUCGGAAUCGCUGGUGUGAGAGUGAGUCGGUGCAGGCUGUCCUGAAGCCUCUCGUGCCUCGCAAAGUCAUCGCACUGCUGCACGUGGAUGAAUCGAAGCCACAAUAUCAGAGAUCACAUUCCUUCAUCAAGGGCAUUGAGGAGGUCUGCACCAUUUGGAGGCAGCAAUGGACCAUCACGGCCAAAGGCAUGCAGCGAGCCUAUUGGAAAGACGACGCCGACGCUGUCAAAGAGAGUGACGACGCCGAAGACCUGCUUGACCUGGAUGAUUUCGAGGCCGCCGCGCAAUCCCGGUCCGGCUCGAGAGAUCUAGGCGCGCAGCUGUUGUGCGCCUUGCUUCGCUCGGUUGCGGUGGACACCAGGCUGGUCUGCUCUCUUCAAGUGCUGCCGUUCUCGGGCGUCGCCAAAGGCCAAACCCCGGAAAAACCGAAGCCGCAAUACUACCAUGCGCCUCCGCAAAAUUACACUCAAAACCCAACCCUGACUCGUCCGGAACGAGCGACGCCGAAAAAGAAGAAAAUCGUCGAGUCCCCCUAUCCCAUCUUCUGGGUCGAAGUCUACUCCCCCUCCACGUCUACAUGGAUUCCGCUGGACCCCAUUGUGCGCAACACCAUCAACAAGCCAAAGACAGGGUUCGAGCCACCAGCGUCGGACCGAUUGAACAGCAUGGUCUAUGUCAUGGCCAUGGAGGAUGACGGCUCCGCCAAGGACGUCACCAGGCGCUACACUCAAUGGUACAAUGCGAAAACCCGGAGACAGCGAGUCGAGAGCACCAAAGGCGGAGAACGGUGGUGGGUGCGCACCCUGGGCCCUCUGCAAAAGCCUUUCAGCGAAGUCAGGGACGAGAUCGAAGAUGCCAGUCUGCUCAUGCGCGCCGAGAGCGAGGCCAUGCCGAGGAACGUGCAGGAUUUCAAGGGCCACCCUGUAUAUGUGCUGGAACGGCAUCUGCGAAUGAACGAGGUGAUCCAUCCGAAGCAUGAAGUCGGCAAAGUUAGUACCGGGUCCGGCAAAAACGCGAAGCUCGAGAGUGUCUUUCGCAGACGUCAUGUCCAUGUCUGCCGGACGGCGGAUGCAUGGUAUCGGCGCGGUCGGGACGUGAAGGAGGGUGAACAGCCACUCAAACGAGUCGUGUCCAAGAGGAGGCGGACGCCCGAAGAUGGCGAAGGUGAUGACGAUGAAGCCAGUGACGGAAUGGCCCUGUACGCGGAAUACCAAACGAGACUCUACGAACCACCGCCGGUGGUGGAUGGCAAGAUCCCCACCAACGCUUAUGGCAAUCUGGAUGUCUAUGUCCCGUCAAUGAUCCCGGCCGGGGCCGUACACAUCCGACACCCUCUUGCUGCCGAGGCUGCUCGUGUUCUCGAGAUCGACUACGCCGACGCCGUGACGGGAUUCUCAUUCAGAGGGCGUCAGGGCACGGCGGUGAUUGAUGGGGCGGUGGUCAGCAUGAACAUGUGCAAUGCCAUGAUCAAUGUGAUUGAAGGCCUGGAGUCUCAAGCGACCGAAGAAACCGAACAGGCCAGAAGCAAGGUUAUUUUGGGACUGUGGAAGAGAUGGUUGACUGCGUUACGAGUCCGGGAGCGAGUCCACCGGGACUAUGGCGACAGAGAAGAAGAUGGAGGGGUGGCCGAGGAUGAUGAUGACGACGGUAGUGGCGGCGGCGGCAGAGGAGAACAUGGCGGCGGGUUCAUGCUUGAAGAGGGCGAGCCAGGCGAGUCAGGCGGACCAGGCGAGGGCAAACUCGAACAGGACACGGAUACAAGACACGUAGCUAUGAUGUCGAACCUCAGGCCUGUCGACCAGCUACUUCCACCGGAAGUGGUUCAUCAGGCCAUUAUUGUUGUCAGGUCUCCCCACGGGCUUCCUCGACGGAGUCCAGGGGUCUCGGGAGUUGAAUCAAGGAAGCAAGCUGGUAUAGACCAGGGGGGAUUUCUCGGCGAGGACGGGGGACAUGAGGUUGAGGGUGAGGAUGGGGGAUUCCUCCUAGAAGACGAGGGGCAUGAGGCUGAGGCUGGGGCUGGGGGAUUUCUCCUCGAAGACGAGGGUCAUGAGGCUAAGGCUGACGCUGAGACUGUGCGAUUUUUCGGUGAGGACAAGAGUCAGCAGCACCCCCUCGACACAAUGGAGGAGGACACCGGCCCUGGCGGCUUUUUUGCAGAAGAGGCCAACAUGGCAUCUCCCCCAGUUCGAUCAAGAACUAGGCUCGUCACCGACCAAGACCAAGACCAAGACAUUGACGCCACGGCUGGCGGGUUUCUUGUUGAGGAUGAAGAGGAAGAGGAAGAGCAAGAGCAAAGCCAGACCGCAGUACAUGCGCAUGCCACAACCAGCACGACCACGACGGGUCAGAGUUCCAAUGCCAAUGUGAAUCCGAAAUCUAAUCCCAAUCCCAAUCUCCUCGGAUCGUCGCGAGAAGUCGCAGAGAAUACGCGAGACCAAGAAGAUCCACCGACGACGAGGACGAAGAUGACGACGACGACAGGACUAGACGAGCGAAAUGCAAAUACACAAGCGAAAGCAGAUCCCAUUGCGAAUGCAGGUGCAGAUUCAAAUGCAAAUGCAGAUGCAGAUGCAGAUGCAGAUGCAGAUGCAAAUGCCAAUGCCAAUGCCAAUGCAGAUGCAGAUGCAGAUACAGGUACAGAUACGGAAGGAGAUACAGACACCCAUCCGCCCCCAAACUCCAGCCCGACAAGCCUACGGUCCCAAUCCCAAUCCCGGUCCAGGUCCCACUCCCAGUCAUCACUGCUCUCGCACGAUCCUGACGAAGAAGACGCCGAGCCGGAAUGGUUGCUCAACAGCCUGGGAGAGAUGGAGUGA
Messenger RNA from Capronia epimyces CBS 606.96, 3384 nucleotides. RefSeq lists its product as uncharacterized. The record is from RefSeq and is a predicted model, not a curated record. Gene Ontology annotation, molecular function: damaged DNA binding; single-stranded DNA binding. The transcript has a single exon. Gene Ontology annotation, cellular component: nucleus; XPC complex; nucleotide-excision repair factor 2 complex. Gene Ontology annotation, biological process: mismatch repair; nucleotide-excision repair. Lineage: Eukaryota; Fungi; Ascomycota; Eurotiomycetes; Chaetothyriales; Herpotrichiellaceae. The coding region runs from base 1 to 3384 and encodes 1127 amino acids.